Molecule: messenger RNA, 695 nt
Organism: Aplosporella prunicola CBS 121167
Lineage: Eukaryota; Fungi; Ascomycota; Dothideomycetes; Botryosphaeriales; Aplosporellaceae
Exons: 4
Coding region: 56-394 (112 amino acids)
Biological process (GO): regulation of transcription by RNA polymerase II
Cellular component (GO): mediator complex
Molecular function (GO): transcription coregulator activity
Source: RefSeq, a predicted model, not a curated record
CAAGCACACGCAGUAUCCGUACCCAACCCUCACGAACCCGCACACCCUCCCCAGCAUGGACGUCAACCAGCGCAACGCCGCCGCUCUGCAAGAGCGCACCAACAAGCUCAUGGCGGCGCUGGUGAAGCGCUUCGAGAACACGCUCGCGCUGGCUGCUCCCGACAAGACCGACUUCAACAGCACGGCGCACAAGAACUUCCAGAUGCAAGUCGAGACGGCAGCACUGAUCCGCGCCGCAGAGGACAUCCUGACCCUGACGCGCCAGAUGCAGGAGCUGUGGCUGUUUGGCCAGCUCAAGACGCUCGAGACGGAAAAUCGCCGCGAUAGCAGGGAGCCGGUGAAUGCGAGGGCGUUGGUCGCGGAGGUCGAGGAGAGGGUUAUGCGGCUUUUGUGAGCGUGCGCGCGCGCGUGUGGAGGUGUUUGCGGGGUUGAGAGGGUUGGGGGUUUGGCGUUGGGGAUUGUUUAUACCCGGGUGCUGCUUUGGUUUGUGGGAGGCUAGGUACCUGUUUGAAUGGACCUGUGUUUUGCGAAUGAGUAGGGAACGAAUGGCUUUGGGAAAGAGCACGCAUGCGGUUCGAGCAUUGUUCGAGCAUUGCAGGACCACCUAGGCAGGGCAGCGGCAGCGGGAGUGCUGUCCAGACCGAACGAACGAACGAACGAGUAGCUGUGCCAGUGCAAGCUACGAAAGAGACGAG